Miscanthus lutarioriparius is the source of this 1320-nucleotide messenger RNA. The record is from the annotation of a GenBank genome assembly. Lineage: Eukaryota; Viridiplantae; Streptophyta; Magnoliopsida; Poales; Poaceae.
AUGGUGGCGUCGGGGGGAGGAGCAGGAGGAGGUCCGUCGCGCUGGCCGGCGGCGGAGGAGCUUGACAUUGUACGGAAGAAGGUGGCGGAGAUUAGUGGAAGGGAUGAACAAGAGGUUAGGGUUGCUGCUUGCCCCUACAGAAUUUGCCCUUUGGGGGCUCACAUUGAUCAUCAGGGUGGAGUUGUCACAGCUAUGACCAUAAAUUAUGGGGUACUCCUUGGUUUUGUUCCCUCUAAUGGUUCCGAGGUUUUACUUCAAUCUGGUCAAUUUGAAGGUGUUAUAAGAUUCAGAGUUGAUGACUUGCAAAAGCCUAUUGAUAAACCUGAGAACAUAAACUGGGAAAGUUAUGCAAGAGGUGCUGUUUAUGCACUGCAGAAUAGUGGAUAUGAUCUAAGGAAGGGUAUCAUAGGAUAUAUUUCUGGUGUGAAAGGUCUUGAUAGUUCAGGGCUCAGUUCUUCUGCGGCGGUUGGCAUCGCUUACUUGCUGGCUUUAGAACACGUAAAUGAUCUGGUUAUAUCACCAGUGGAUAACAUUCAGUUAGACAAGUACAUUGAAAAUAAAUACUUGGGUCUCAAAAAUGGCAUUCUAGAUCCAUCUGCCAUUUUGCUUUCACGGUAUGGCUAUCUCACCUUCAUGGACUGCAAGACUGCUUCACCUUCCUACGUCUGCUUCUCGGAGCUGAGUAAAAGCCAACAGCCUCAGGGACAGCUACCAUUCAAGAUUUUAUUGGCAUUUUCAGGACUGCAACAUAAUCUGCCAAAGAAGAGUGGAUAUAAUACGCGGGUUUUUGAGUGCAAAGAGGCUGCCCGUGCUCUUUUGCAUGCUUCAGGCUGUGAAGAUACGCCAAAUAUACUUUGCAAUGUUGAUCCAGCUGUAUAUGAGGCCCAGAAGUGUGUAUUGGAAGAAAAUCUUUCCAGGAGAGCUGAGCACUACUUUUCUGAAAUGAAGCGGGUUACUAAGGGCGGGGAUGCAUGGGCUCGUGGGAACCUACAAGAACUUGGACAGCUGAUCACUGCAUCUGGUCGCAGCUCCAUACUCAACUAUGAAUGUGGGAGCAAAGAGAUGAUCCAGCUGUACGAGAUCCUGCUGAAGGCCCCCGGCGUCCUCGGCGCCCGGUUCAGCGGCGCCGGCUUCAGGGGCUGCUGCCUGGCGAUCGUGGAGAGCCAGCGCGCGGAGGAUGCGGCCGCGUACGUCCGUGCCGAGUACGAAAACGCCCAGCCCGAGCUGGUCUCCAGGAUCCCCGCGGAUCGCCGCGUGCUGGUCUGCGAGCCCGGGGACUCCGCGCGCGUCUUAUUGCCCGAUCCUCACCUGCGCUCCUGA